Messenger RNA from Malania oleifera, 1191 nucleotides. Its product is annotated as methyl jasmonate esterase 1-like. The record is from RefSeq and is a predicted model, not a curated record. Gene Ontology annotation, biological process: jasmonic acid metabolic process; salicylic acid metabolic process. Gene Ontology annotation, molecular function: methyl indole-3-acetate esterase activity; methyl salicylate esterase activity; methyl jasmonate esterase activity. NCBI's taxonomy places the organism in Eukaryota, Viridiplantae, Streptophyta, Magnoliopsida, Santalales, Ximeniaceae. Bases 136 to 1026 code for a protein of 296 amino acids. The transcript is spliced from 3 exons.
ACAUCAAAAUUCAUCACCCAACAGCUCUAUUAUUUAAAUUAAUUCCCAGUCAAACUCAACUCUGUCCCUAGCAUAUAUUAUGUACUCAACAUUGAGAAAGAAAGAAGAGAUUGAUAUCCUAGCCAAGAAAUUAAGAUGAUGGUCAUGGAGAAAAUAAUGAGGAAGAAGCAUUUGGUAGCGUCAAUUGCCCUCUUCAUAUUUCUUUCCUUUACAUUACUACUUCACAAGGCAGAGUCAUCCAGGGCCGCCGCAGGCGGCGGCAAGCACUUCGUGCUGGUGCACGGGGCGGGGCACGGGGCCUGGUGUUGGUUCAAGCUGGUGCCGCUGUUAAGGUCGUAUGGUCACAACGUCACCACCAUGGACCUGGCGGCCUCCGGGAUAGACCCGCGGCAGCUGGAGGAUGUCCGGUCCACCUCCGAUUACUUCCAGCCGUUGACAGACUUCAUGGCGGCUCUUCCGCCGUCGGAGCGGGUGGUCCUGGUGGCUCACAGCUACGGAGGGAUCGGAAUAUCGCUGGCCAUGGAGAGGUUCCCGGAGAAGAUCGCGGUGGCUGUUUUUGUGACUGCGUUGAUGCCCGGACCUUCACAAAACAUCACUGAACUCGCCAAUCGAGUGAUGUCCAAUGUGAAUCUACUAGACAGCUUUUAUAUAUAUGGCAAUGGGCCUACCAACCCUCCUACGGCUCUUGUCUCCGGCCCGAAAACGUUAGCUCGGAAUUUGUAUCAACUCAGUCGAGUCGAGGAUUGGACACUAGCAACCACGUUGGUGAGGCCAUUCCCCUUAUUUCCCGGAGAAGAAAUAUCAAAUACGUUGAUCUUAUCAGCUCAAAAUUACGGGUCGGUCCACCGGGUUUUUAUAAUUGCUAAUGAAGACAAGGCGAUCACCAAGGAUCUUCAACGCUCGAUGAUCCACAAAAAUCCGCCGAAAAAAGUUGAAGUGGUCACCGGAGCUGAUCAUAUGUUCAUGAUGUCUCAGCCUAUUCAGCUUUCCUUUCAUCUUCAAGCUAUUGCUUUGAAGUAUUCAUAAUUGAAAAUUAAGUGUGCUCUCAAGAUUGUAAUAUUUUCAUUAUGGAAUAAAAGAUAAAAUUAAGUGUGCUCUCUAGAUUGUAAUAUUUUCAUUAUGGAAUAAAAGAUACAUGUAAAAUUUAUGUACUUGAAAAUUAUAGAAUUUAGUUUAAUUUUCCAUGUGAAA